UCAACAGCGAUUCCUGGGACGACGACGACGACCACGAGCACUAACGACAUACUGCGUGAUACACACACACACGCACGCCUCUCAGCAUACUGUCUGGCGUACCAUAUCUUCCAUUAGCAGAAGCUCAGCAUGGCCACUCACAAGCCGUACGACCAGGUAUCCAAUGUUGAGGACGAUGACCUGAUAGACCCCGAUGAUGCCGACCUCAACGAGUUCGACGACCCCCUCGGGAACCAAUCAUCGUCCUCGCGCGCCCCCCUGACGGGCAACAUCGGCAGCAGCAGCAGCAGUGGCGGCGGCGGCGGGGCCUCGGGCUCGCGGCGGGCGCCGCUCAGCGAGAACUACCUGACGUCGCGGAUACCGGGCGAGGACCGGGCGGCGGCGCAGAACACGAUCGACGAGUCGGUGUGGGAUACGGUGCGGCGCGACCUGCUGGCGGUCUGGGGCAAGAUGCGCGAGGUGCUGUACCCGCGCUACCUCUUCGGCGGCACCAUGUUCGAGUCGUCCGAGGGCAUCCGCGGCGCCUACGCGAACGUGCGCACGGCGGGGCUCUCGGGCACCCGCGACGAGCUCGCCGGCCUGGCCGGCCGCGUCCUCGACCCGGAGACGCUGCUCAACCAGAGCAACAUGACGCCCGGCCUGCGCGACUGGGACCUCUGGGGCCCCCUCAUCUUCUGCCUGCUGCUCAGCCUGCUGCUCAGCUUCAACGCCACGAGCGCCCAGAAGGACGUCGUGUUUAGCGGCGUCUUCGCCAUGGUCUGGAUCGGGGAGGCCGUCGUGACGCUGCAGAUUAAGCUCCUGGGGGGCAACAUCUCCUUCGCGCAGAGCGUCUGCAUCAUCGGCUACACGCUGUUCCCGCUCGUCAUUGCGUCUCUGCUUUCGGCCUUUAACCUCUACUGGGUUGUCCGCAUCCCCGUCUAUCUGGUGCUCAUUGGCUGGGCCAUGGCCGCGGGCGUGAGCAUCCUAGGCGGGAGCGGCGUCGUCAACAACCGGGUUGGCCUUGCCGUAUACCCGCUCUUUGUCUUUUACCUGGGGCUAGGCUGCUUGUGCUUCAUCAGCUAUCCCGCCCCGAGCUGAAAAUUUCGCUUGGUUCGGUGUUGCUUCCUGGGGAUUGUGGCCUGGAGGGUGUAUCAGUGCAGUGACUUUUCUUCCUUGUUCUUUCUAAGCUGUUGUGAGCUGUACGAUCGCCAGAUUCCCAGUUAUGGAACCAAAAUGGAACGUCGGGUCUUUUUGCUAAAUUCUCAUGCUUCGCUAUCAUUUCAGCGGUAGACGGCGGCUCAAUGACAUGCAGUCCUUCUGUG
Messenger RNA from Gaeumannomyces tritici R3-111a-1, 1301 nucleotides. Its product is annotated as Yip1 domain-containing protein. The record is from RefSeq and is a predicted model, not a curated record. The transcript has 3 exons. NCBI's taxonomy places the organism in Eukaryota, Fungi, Ascomycota, Sordariomycetes, Magnaporthales, Magnaporthaceae. Gene Ontology annotation, biological process: endoplasmic reticulum to Golgi vesicle-mediated transport. Bases 130 to 1077 code for a protein of 315 amino acids. Gene Ontology annotation, cellular component: membrane; trans-Golgi network.